AUGGAAUCCUCAUCAUUAAUUCCAACAAGCGGAGAUGAUACGAUAGAAGAGGUGGGCACCGGCGUCGUCAACAACGUCGCGGCGGCGCCACCUCCAGAUUACACCAACAACAACAACGUAAGGAAAGCGAGGUUCCGAUCCACACUGGCCGCUCUUCUGGACGAUCCCAUACUUGCCGAUGUGCCCAAGAACCCAACAUUCUCAGAUGUUGACACCCUCAUCAGCUUGGAGCUCGGCAGCGCCAUGCGUAUUUCCGUCCUUAAAUUGGACGGAACAAGUAUUGAGGUGGCCCUGAUGAACUCUGCGACGGUGAAGAACUUGAGGUUGGCAAUUCAGAAAAAAGUCGAUGCAAUUGAGCAGUCUCAGAUGGGAUAUCGUCACAUUUCAUGGAAGCACGUCUGGGAAAACUUUUGUCUUUCAUUUCACAAUGAAAAAUUGUUGGAUGAUAAUGCUAUCCUUGAGAGUUAUGGCAUUCGGAACAACUCCCAGGUACAAUUUAUUCCGUACGUAAAGGCAAGAGCUAUUAAAAGGCAUUCCAAGAGGAGAAAGCAUCGCUUCCUUCAUAGUCUUAAGAACGGCACUUAG
Oldenlandia corymbosa var. corymbosa is the source of this 585-nucleotide messenger RNA. NCBI's taxonomy places the organism in Eukaryota, Viridiplantae, Streptophyta, Magnoliopsida, Gentianales, Rubiaceae. The record is from the annotation of a GenBank genome assembly.